Chelonus insularis is the source of this 3580-nucleotide messenger RNA. RefSeq lists its product as uncharacterized. Gene Ontology annotation, molecular function: serine-type endopeptidase activity. Bases 86 to 3580 code for a protein of 1164 amino acids. The transcript is spliced from 21 exons. The record is from RefSeq and is a predicted model, not a curated record. NCBI's taxonomy places the organism in Eukaryota, Metazoa, Arthropoda, Insecta, Hymenoptera, Braconidae. Gene Ontology annotation, biological process: proteolysis.
UGCAUAUAUAUGGAUGUCAGAUAAAUGCAAUGAUUUAGUCCUACGUUUGAGAAAUUAAGUAAAAAAUAAGCACAUUAAUAUAAAAAUGCUAACGAGAGUAUUCCCACCGUUGGCAUUCCUUUUGGGCAUGGUGGGAAUGAGUAGUAGUCAAUCAUUUGGACAAUGUGAUUUUGAACAAGUUAUUGAAGCUGGCAUGUCUUAUUAUAUCUUCAGUCCCAAUUACAUCAAUGGAAAUUAUCCAGCUGGAUCUACUUGCAGAUGGACUGCUAAGAGUGAUCGACCCAUCAAGUUAUCAUGUGAUCCCUUCUAUAUACCUGAGAGUCCCAACUGUUCAUUGGAUGUAUUGUUAGUCCAAUCACCAAAUGGAGCUACUGAAAGAUAUUGUGAAACUGGUCCUUUUACUACUUACUCUCAAGGAAAUCAAAUGACGAUCUCAUUAAUAAGCUCUCCUCUUUCUCGAGGAGGUCGUUUUUAUUGCUUAUUAGAAUCUGUAAGCAAUAGAACCGAUUGUGCUUGUGGUUGGAAAAAUCCAACAAGAAUUGUUGGUGGAACAGAUACAGGAAUCAAUGAAUAUCCCAUGAUGGCUGCAUUAAUUGAUGUAAAAAAUAGAAUAGCAUUCUGUGGAUCGACUAUUAUUAAUCCCAAGCAGGUGAUAACUUCAGCUCAUUGUGUAGCUGGAAGGAAUCCACAAGAUAUAGGAGUUUUAGUGGGUGAUCAUGAUUUAACGAAAGGAACUGAAACCAAUGCUACCAAAUUAUUUAGAGUAGGAAGCAUCAUCAUUCAUCCAUUAUACACACCUCUUAAUCUAGACUAUGAUGUUGCUGUGAUUAAUAUUGACGGUACAAUUCCAUUUAACCAACAAGUAGGUCCAGCUUGUCUUCCAUUUCAACAUGCACCAGAUACAUUUGCAGGAGAUUAUGUAGAAUUGUUAGGUUGGGGAACUCUUGAUUCUGCUGAACCCCAAUCAAUGAUUUUACAGAAAGUCAAAGUAAGUGUCAUAACAAAUAAAGUUUGCAUGAAUACUUAUCGAGGAAUAGGGCCAAGACAACUGUGUACAUAUUCAGAUGAGAAAGAUAGCUGUCAGUAUGAUAGUGGUGGUCCUGUUUUAUGGCAAAACCCUACUACUCGACGUAUAGUUUUAAUUGGAAUGAUUGGCUAUGGAGGUUUGUGUGCUGAUGGAAAACCAGCUGUAAAUUCAAAAGUUGGUGCUUAUAUGGAUUGGAUUGUUCUGCAAGUUCCUCAAGUACAUUGUCCAAAAUCAUUUAGUAAAAUAUUAACAGAAGUUGGUAGUCGAUCAGUCAAAAAUGUUAGCUUCAAAGCUUAUCAUUUCGAAUUUAACACAUAUGUGCAAUGGAGUAAAGUUCAGUAUAUUAAUAGUCCAUUUUAUCCAAGCAAUUAUUUACCUGGUUCCAACUACCAGUGGACCAUAAAAGCCAAUGGGAAUUUCAAAUUAUUUUGCGACAUCUAUAUAAGUUGGCCUGACGUCCUCAUCAUCAAACAAUCAUCUGCUGGACGUGAUUUACGUUAUUACGGUAAAGAUAAGUUUACUGUAACUUCAAGGAAUAAUGUAAUGACAAUGAUCAUCAAUAGCUACCGCAACUCAAGGGGUGGACGUUUUCAUUGUAAAGCAGAGCGUGUAGGACAGUCAACAAAGAAUAAACAGUGCUCAUGUGGCUGGAAAAAUCCAAACAGAAUUGCUGAGGGAAUAGAAACUAAAGUUCACGAAUUUCCAAUGAUGGCUGGGUUGAUAAACAUUCAUAAUGUAAUAAGGAAUUUUAAAAAUGUCAUAUGCGGUGCUACAAUCAUCAACCCUCGUCAAGUUAUCACAUCAGCCCACUGUUUUGAAAAACAAACAUUGAAGAAUCUUAGAGUUAUGAUAGGUGGUCAUUAUUUGUAUGCAGGACAUGAAUCUUAUGAUACUCAAAUGUUAUACAUUAGAAAUGUAAGAAAACAUUUCUGGUACAAUCCAUCAAAUGAUGAUCAUGAUGUUGCUAUAGUUGAUGUACAAGGUGAUAUUAGAUUCAGUCCCAACGUAGGUCCAGCAUGUCUUCCUUUUAAAAAUCAGGAAAAAGUGUUUAAUUCUGAGAAAGUAACAAUUCUAGGCUGGGGUGUGACUGAAUACAGUGGUCCCAAAUCUACAGUAUUACGUAAAGCUGAUGUUACUGUUAUUUCAAAUUGGCAGUGUCAUAGAUACUACCACAAAUUGAAUGAUGAUCGGAUGUGUACUCUAGACCGAGUUUAUGAUAGUUGUCAGUAUGAUAGUGGUGGACCACUUUUGUGGUAUAAUCUUGGAGCAAGACGUUUAUUUCUGGUGGGAAUUAUUUCUAGUGGUGGAAUAUGUGGUGACAAUCGACCAGCACUGAAUACAAAAAUUAGUCCAUAUUUAUCGUGGAUAGAACAAAAUAAACCCAAUGCUCCAUUUGUGCUAUCUUCAUUGAUAAGCAUCAUCAGCUUGAUUGGAUCUAUCAGAGCUCAAUUUUUAAAUAAUUAUGAAGUAGAAUUGCUACCUGGUACCACAAAAUAUAUCAACAGUCCCAACUUCCCGUACAAUUAUGUUCCAGGAUAUACUUAUACUUGGACCAUCAGAAGUCAAGGACUUCUUCAAUUGGAGUGUGACAUUUCAGAGAUACCUUCGAAUGAUGUCUUAAUUGCCAAACGAAGUGCUGAUGAUACUGGUGUGAGAAGUGAUGGAGGCUACAGAUUUUUCGUCAAUCCACGAAGUACCAUAUUGUUACUUAUUUUACAAAGUAAUAUGAGAUCACGAGGAGGAAGAUUUCGUUGUGUAGCAACAUCAAAGUGUUCUUGUGGCUGGAAAAAUCCAGCUAGAAUUGCUGAUGGAGUAGAAACUGGGGUUAAUGAGUUCCCUAUGAUGGCAGGACUUGUUGAUGCAGACAGUAUGCCAAUGCCACAUAGAGGAGUUUUCUGUGGAGCUACGAUUAUUAAUCAUAAACAAGUCGUCACUGCUGCACAUUGUUUCGAGAAAAAAAGUGUCGACAGAAUAGGAGUUUUGGUGGGUGAUCAUAAUUUGCCUGAAGGUACAGAAACUGAUGCAACUCAAUUAUUUAGAAUACACACAAUUGUGAUGCAUCCAUACUUUAGCAGCAAUAGAAAUGAUUAUGAUAUUGCUAUUAUUACUAUUGAUGGUACCAUAGCUCUCAGUCCUAAAGUAGGUCCAGUUUGUUUACCUUUCCGACAUUCUCAAGAAUCAUUUGUUAAUCAGCCAGUUACUUUAUUGGGCUGGGGUGCAGUUGAAUAUGGUGGACAGAGAUCGACAGUUUUACAAAAAGCUCAAGUUAAUGUUGUUUCUAAUACCCAGUGUCAAGCUGAUCAUCAACGAAGUGUCAUCAAUAACGAUCAGAUAUGCACUUUGGAUCCAACUAAAGACAGCUGUCAGUAUGAUAGUGGUGGGCCAGUGAUCUGGCGUGAUUCUACUUCAAGACGAUUAUUCUUGGUAGGAAUAAUUUCAUGGGGCAGUAUAUGUGGAAAUAAUCAAUCAACAGUAAAUACUAGAGUCACUUCAUACGUCAAUUGGAUAGAAAGUUUGAAACCAGAAGGAUUUUAUUACUGCAAAAAUCCUUAA